This is a messenger RNA of Oncorhynchus mykiss (rainbow trout), 1837 nucleotides long. The record is from RefSeq and is a predicted model, not a curated record. Lineage: Eukaryota; Metazoa; Chordata; Actinopteri; Salmoniformes; Salmonidae.
GCUUGAUGGGAAUAGUAGUCAUAGAAUCUCCUGUAUUUCCUGGAAAGGAGACAACGAAAAGUCAUAAGAAGUUCUUGCUCGCCUCUAAAAAGUUGUUUACCUGACUUCAUCUACGGUGUAAAGCGAGAAAGGUUGAAACGAAAAACAGAAUGUCUCUGAUGGAGCACGGUGGUGGCGCCCACAACAGGCCGGUGACGGCAGUGGCCUGGGCCUCCAACAGCAGCACCUGUCCCAAAGACUUCAACCUGAUCAGUAUAACUGAGGAUGGAGCUGCUGCAAACUUCACACGGAGCUUCGCCAUGAAGGCUGGCUACUACCUCUGCUACAGCAAGGACAUGUCAGGUGGUAUGGUAGUAUCAGAUGUCCAGGUGAUCUCAGACAAGGAGACUGUUCCUCAUGGGUACUGUUACAUACCUGAACACCUGGAGCCUAGGGCCUCCGUGUCUAAGAAGAAGCGUGUGUGUGUCCGCAUGGUGCCAGUGGGCGGUGUGGAGACUGCUGUACUGGACAUCAAACUGACUGCUAAGACUAGGAGGAUGCUGCAACACUACACCUGCUUGGGGGACAUGCAUGGCUAUGUGAUGUGGUGUAAGAAGGGGCCCUUCUCCAGCCCUCUACCCCAGGCAAAGCCUCGCAGCCUCAGCCUUGACCUCCGUCAGCUCUCCCUGGACCAGAACCCCCCUCCGCUACCCCUCAGACCCAGCAACGCUCCACCCAUGCCCCCUGGCAGGAAGCUCAGCCAUCGCCGCAGCAACCUCCAAUUGAACGAUGCUGUGGACAAAGUGGUUGACAGCAGCAACAUCUACGGCAUCUCAGCCAUAGAUGGUGUUCCCUUCACUCUACACCCCAAGUUCAAGACCCAAACGAACGGCACGACCCCAACAAACACUCUGAACAACAUUCGCAUCAAGUCUGUCCAGGACAUUGAAAAUGAGUACAACUACACUUUCACCGUGGAGGAAAACGCAGCCAAGAGAACCACAUCGCUCACCACAGGAAGCACCUCUUAAGCUCAAUGACCUUUCAUCUCCGACCUCAACAACGUCGGCCUGCUCGACCCACAACACUACGGAGGUCAAUGUGAUAUGCCUGGGUCAUGAAAUGAUAAUCAAUGUCCAAGUGCCUCGAAGAUGACUGACUAGAACAGAAGUGUCAUUCUACAUUCCAGAGUUCCAUUGGUUGUACCCACAUUCUACAUUCCAGAGUUCCAUUGGUUGUACCCACAUUCUACAUUCCAGAGUUCCAUUGGUUGUACCCACAUUCUACAUUCCAGAGUUCCAUUGGUUGUACCCACAUUCUACAUUCCAGAGUUCCAUUGGUUGUACCCACAUUCUACAUUCCAGAGUUCCAUUGGUUGUACCCACAUUCUACAUUCCAGAGUUCCAUUGGUUGUACCCACAUUCUUAUUCCGUGUUCUAAACUCUUGCACAUUUCAUUCUCACGCCCCGUAUAUGGGGCCAGUUAUAUAUGUUAGGGAUGACUCUUCCCCCGUAUAUGGGGCCAGUUAUAUAUAUUAGAGAUGACUCUUUGACGGGGAAGAGAGCGUUGUAUGGCAGGGCACGCUUGUUUCUCUCGUUAGAAUAAUGACAGGAACCUGUUGCGGUGUACCUGUUAACGUCAGGCUAUUGAUCUUCAUCUUUAUUGGGAUGUUUAGGGACCAAACUAAAUGUUGUUACACUUUCAAUGUAAAUAAUGUUACUAUUAUGUCUCUGUGGUGAAACAUGGGUCAUUUCAUGGUUAAAAAAUAUAUAAUAAGGAAGUAUGGUUACCGGUCACUGGUUAUAUCUGUAUAUUGUGCCUUGCAUGCAAGUAAAAACAAAUAAAAUACCAAAUAGUU